AGAAAAAAAAAAAAAGAAAAAAAAAAUAAGAAAAUAUUUACUUUUCAUUACAUAAAAAAAAAAAAAAAAGAAUAUACAUUCUGGUUCACAACCCAGAAUUGAAAAAAUAUAAAAUCCUAGAAUUUUACUUGCAUAACACAUUUGUACAUACACGCUCAUUUCUGAUCCUUUAUAUGAAGAUUGUUUCAAAUAAACAAUACUAACAACUAAUUUUUUUUUGCAAAUGUUUAGUAUUCCUACUUUCCAAUAUAAGAAUAUGCUAGAAGAAAAAAAAAAUUAUGCAAUAAAAUACAAUAUACUAGUAAUGGUAAUAUAAAACAGGAAGAUUAUAAAUGUUGAAUGUUUUCAAUAUUACAAAAUAAUAAUGAUUAAUAUAAUUAUUUCUAAGAAAUUUCUAGACAGUCAUUUGUUAAUUGUCUCAAAAAAUGUCAUACAUUUUAUAAUGCUCUUAUCUAUUCUAAUAUUAUUUUAACUUUUGAAUACAUAAAGAGCAGUUAAGAUGAAUUCUAAAUCAUUAUUGUUGCACUCUAAAUAUGUGCCAUGCAAAAAUAAUACACGCUGGAAGAUGUCACAUAAGCGUAGAAGAAAUCAUUGUUCUAAUUACAUCUUACAUCGAAUAUCAUUGCAAUUAUGGAUUGUUAGUAAUCAUGUAUUUAUAUUUAAAUGCGUAAUUCUGAUAUAUCUUAAUAUCUAAUUUCAUAGGAUAAAUUUUAUGAAAACGAGCUUGAUGAUGAUAGUUCAGAGAUCAAAUUUAUAAAGAAAAAAUUAACUAAAAUAGAUGAAAGAUAUGGAUUUAUGAAAUUUCUUCCUUUGAUGAUAGAAAUAAAACCAAGAAUAACACAAAAUCAUGUAAUAAAGAAAUCUAUAUUAGAAAGAAGGCAACAUCGUAUGUGUUAUGCGAUAUUUGGUGGAACCAGAAAAAGUACAUACAGGGCGGAAUUAUAUAGAUCAGUUUUAAUAGCAAAACCAGAUCAUGCGUGUUUUCAUAACUUUCAAAAAAAUAUUUUAUACAGAAAGACAAUAAUAUUAACAAAUAUUAGUAAUACUUCGACAAAAUUUCAAAUACAGCCUAUAUCUCGUCAUUCUAAGUUUAUAGUUAGAAUUCAAAAUAAAAAAUUAGGAACAAAUUUUAUUGCCCCGGGAAUGCAACUCAAGUUAAUUGUUUCUUUUUAUACCGAUGAUUUAUACGAGGAAGAAGAAAUUAUUACUGUAUAUGUUCAACAUGGAAGACCAAUUAAUAUUAAAUUACAAUGUAUUAGAGAUCCUCCUACAUUGAAAAGAAUUAUCAUACCACAUUUACUGUCUGCAGAAUCUGAGAUAAAUACUUUAUAUUCAACUGAGAGUACUACGGUGUCUAGCAAUUCAUGUAUAACUGAGUAUUCAAAUACUAUCAGAGAGUUUAAUAAAUAUUAUUCUAACAAAAGAUCAUUAAUGAGUGCUGUUAACUCUGACAUGAUUUUUGAAUGUGGAAAAUGUUUUGUUGGUGAACAGGUUGCCUUACAAAUAAGAUUUAAAAAUAUUGGAGCCGAUGGAAAAUUCAUUUUAAUAAGUGAAAUUGAUUGGUACAGCAUGUGUAUAGAAGAUAUCACAGAUCUAAAUAUACUCAGUUUACAAUGCUUCGCUGUAUGGCCAGCAUAUUUUGUUUUGAAAACGCAAGAAGAUAUAUACAUUCAUACAUAUUUCUUUCCUGAUUCAUACGGAAUGCAUGUUGAUACAUUCUACAUAAUUACUGACAAUUAUUCUGUUAAAUCCUUUGAAUUAAUCGGCGAUGGUAUUAUGUAUGAACCACAGACUUUUCAAAUUAAUAGCCAAUCGGAAGGGACAUAUUUAUCCUUGACAAAAAUUGAUAUGGAAUCUGUUGUUCAUUAUGAUCUAAAUAUACAGAGAAAUUUUUUAAAAGAAUUUGAAGUUAUAACUAAGAAAAUUUCAAUAACUAAUACCAGUCAAAUGUAUAUGUUUUUUCGUUGGGAAAAAUGUUCAGUAAAAGUUAAAGAAAAAAAUGAAAUCGAGAAUGAAAUCGAAGGUGAAAACGACGAUGAAAACUUUUUGGAUUACUUUUAUAUAAUACCUGAAAGUGGUAUUUUUUUUGCUUCUGUUGAUUUAAAUUUUAACAUAAUAAUUACAAUUCCAUCACUUAAUUUGCCUGACGGUCACAUAUAUGGCCUUCUUCAAUUAUAUAUUGAAGAUAUACCUCAAGCUGCUAUAUCAAAAAGCCAUAAAUUAUGGACUACAGAAAGUCAAACAAAAAGACGUGUUUGCACUACUAAUUCUGUGGAUAUCUUAGUGGCUGAUAUUAAAUUAAUACAAACUUUGUAUUAUGAUGCAUCAUUUAAGGAGAAAUCAGAUGAAUAUAUCGAUAAAGAUAUUCUUGAAAUUGAUAUAUCACAAUCGUCGAUAAAAAAAGAUUGGUCAGAUAUAGAUCUAAAUAUAUAUAGUGAUCAAAAAUCUAUAACAAUGCCAGCAUUGAUGAUGGAAGAAUUAUUUUCCGCUCAUGAUAUUAUUGACAUAGAAACAAUAAAAUCAUUUAUUUGUGAACCUAUUAUCAGUCAUGGAGUUCUACGACCACUUAGAUUAUUUAUUGGAAUAAAAGAAAUGUUUACUGUGAAUAUAAAAAAUAUGACAACCACUUCAGUUUCAUAUAAUUGGGGUAAUCCUAUAGGAUUAGAUUGCUUAAAGUUAAAACUUAUUUUCUGCUGUGAAAGUGAUUGCAUCCCAGCAGGAGUUACAAAAAAUAUACAAAUCAUUUUUUGUCCAAUAGAAGAGGGAUAUGUUGAAUCUUUUUAUAUACCAUGUUAUAUUGAGCAUUCACCAAAAAUUAUAUUUUUACAAGUUGAAUGUGAGAUCAAGUCACUUUAUGUUACCUUUCAUAUACCAUAUUCAGAUGAUAUUUUAAAAACAUCUGACAUUUGCUUUGAAUGGCAUACCUCCAAUAUUACUAUUCGGCCUAAUUUAUUGAUGCUACAAAACUCAAUGCUAAACAAAACUAUUUCUGGGAAAAGUGAUAUUAUUAACAAUUUACAAAAGUAUUCUUUAGAAUCUUUUUAUAUGAAUCAAAGUAUAUAUUAUGAAAAAACAGGAGAAAUUGAUUACGACGAAGAUGAAGCAUUUAAUCAAUUAGUACCUUUUGAUAAAACUAUAUCAAUAUGUCAUCCGGUUACAAUUGAAUUUUUGGAAGUACCUUUAGGAGUUGUUACAAAGAAAACGUUUUUGAUCAAAAAUGAAACUCCUAUUGCAUCAAGCUUUUGGUUGAAAAUAAAUAAUUUUUAUCCAGUUUAUAUAACAGAAAAAGAAAAAAUAAAGAAAGAUAUGAUACAAUCUAUUUAUAAAAUGAUAAUAAGUCAGCAUACAGAUGAUAUUUGGAAUGAAAUAAAACAGCCUAAUUCUGGCAUACUUAUUUACGUAAAUCCUUUUUUAACAGAAUUAACUCCGUACAAAGACGUAUUUAUAGAUAUAUAUGUAUUCGUUGAUACAUGGGGAAUUUAUACAGAUGAAUUGGAAAUAAAUAUUCUCGGAUUACCGCCAUAUAUAUUAAGCAUUUGUGUGCAAGUUACAGAAAUGCCUAUAUCAUUUCCGAUAUGUGAAAAAACACAACUAAAAAUACCAAUGUGUAGAUUUGGAAUUCUUUCUGCUAGUUCACAAGAAGAAGUCAGAAAAAUUUUUAUGAAAAAUAAAAGCAGCGUACCAUUAAUCAUAAACUGGCAAAUUGUUUCAAUAGAAAGUUUCUCUGAAAGUUAUCCUAUGCCAUUUAAUGUCAUCUUACAUAUGCGUACUCACUUUACAAAUAAAUUAGCAAUGGCUUUAAGAAAAUUGAAAGAGAAAAAUGAAAAUGAUAAUUUAUUAAGAAAACGUUUAGAGGUCUAUGUAUUUCAAAAGAAUUGUCAGACGUUAAAUGAUUCGCAAUGCAUCAUUUCUACAGAUUCAGAUUCAAAUUAUGAAUUUGAUAUCUUUGAAUACGAAAUGUGCUCUAGUGUUUUUAAUGAUCGAUAUACAAAUAAUGGGAGACGAAUUAACAAAUCUCAAAGUACAGAGUUUCAAAUAGAUUUGAUUCCUAAUAAUCUAAUAGAUAGUACAAUUUGUACAAUUUCUCCUGAGGAAACUUUUAUACCACCCAAAGGAAAAGCAUACGUCGAAAUAAAAAUAUUUCCAAAUAAAUGUCCGCUAUAUAAAGAUAGAUAUAAAAUAUCUUGUAAUGCAUUGGGUUUUAUACAAAUUGCUCCAAUGGACGAAUACAAGAAGAAAUAUUAUUGUAGGCACAAUAGUUUAUUAACACCAAUAACGAUUCAAAUCGAAGCACAAAUUGUUUUAUCACGUCUUACUUAUGAUAUUCCUAAAUUUAAUAGAUCGUUCACAUUUUAUGCAGACGAUGUAAUGAUAAGUUCGCAUCAUACAAUAAAGAUUAAUAAAACUUACGUAUUUUAUAAUAAAGGAGAAAGCCCGAUAAUUGCAAAAUUUGAAGUAAAUGAUCCAUUUACAAUAGAU
Messenger RNA from Vespa mandarinia (Asian giant hornet), 4479 nucleotides. Its product is annotated as deleted in lung and esophageal cancer protein 1. The record is from RefSeq and is a predicted model, not a curated record. Lineage: Eukaryota; Metazoa; Arthropoda; Insecta; Hymenoptera; Vespidae. Gene Ontology annotation, biological process: negative regulation of cell population proliferation. Gene Ontology annotation, molecular function: tubulin binding. Gene Ontology annotation, cellular component: cytoplasm; cilium.